This is a messenger RNA of Durusdinium trenchii, 309 nucleotides long. The record is from the annotation of a GenBank genome assembly. Lineage: Eukaryota; Dinophyceae; Suessiales; Symbiodiniaceae.
AUGAAGCUGAGCAAUGAAAGUGUGGUCGUUGAGCUGAAGAACAGCACGGUGGUACAGGGAACUAUCACAGGUGUGGACAUGUCAAUGAACGUGCACAUGAAGAACAUCAAGUUCACCGUCAAGGGCAAGCCUCCUGUUUCCAUGGAUCACCUCACCAUCCGAGGAAACAAUGUGCGGUAUGUGAUCCUCCCUGAUAGCAUUCCGCUUGAUACCUUGCUGGUGGAUGAUGCCAAGCGUCUGCCGAAGGUGAAGUCAUUGGCAGGCCGCGGUCGUGGCAGGGGACGUGGCCGUGGCGCGAAGAAGAAGUGA